Messenger RNA from Actinia tenebrosa (Australian red waratah sea anemone), 1586 nucleotides. RefSeq names its product mitochondrial import inner membrane translocase subunit TIM14. Gene Ontology annotation, molecular function: ATPase activator activity. Gene Ontology annotation, cellular component: PAM complex, Tim23 associated import motor. Gene Ontology annotation, biological process: protein import into mitochondrial matrix. NCBI's taxonomy places the organism in Eukaryota, Metazoa, Cnidaria, Anthozoa, Actiniaria, Actiniidae. The record is from RefSeq and is a predicted model, not a curated record.
UCAAAGAUGACAAGUUUAAUACUUGCUGGUCUUGGAGUAGCAGGAACUGCGUUUGCAGCUCGAUUUGCUGUGCAGGCGUUUAAAAGAAUAGAUAUGAAUGCUAUACCUAAAGUAAUCCCAAAAUUACCGACGUUUUCUCAUUAUUAUCGUGGAGGAUUCGAAUCUAAAAUGACAAAGAGAGAAGCAGCUCUUAUUCUUGGAGUAAGCCCCUCUGCUAAUAAAGUAAAAGUAAGGGAGGCCCACAGAAGAAUCAUGUUAAUUAACCAUCCAGACAGAGGGGGAUCCCCAUACUUAGCUGCCAAGAUAAACGAAGCCAAAGACUUAAUUGAAGAUUCAAAAUGAUUACAGUUAGGUAAACAGUCGACAACCAUUGUGCGUGAUGAUGUAUAUAACUUAUUUUAAAUGUAUUGGUUGCCAUUGCGAAUUCAGAUGGAAUUGCAUUCAAAUCAUAUCCUUUCUGGUUUUCUUCUUUUUACUUUAAUUAUCACUUUAAUUAAAAAUAACUACAUUUCAAACCCACCUAAUACACAUACAAUUAAUUGAUGGUUUUCAACCAUUCCCAAAAGAAUUAGAUAACAAAAGACAAGGUGGCCAUAUUGGAGGAUAUAAUAAAAGAAUUCAUUGACAAUUCUUUUGUUAAGUUCCUUCAACAUGGCCUCGGUGAAAACCAUCAAUACAGAGGUUAUCUUAAACCUUCAAAUUAUAUCAAACCCUGAAACAAACCUGGGUCUCAAAGUCAAGGCAAGGGAUAACUCACAGAUUGYAUUUGAGUUUAGAGUUAGGUUUUGUACAGGGAGGAAAACCAGAGAACCAGCCAGAGAAAAAUCCUCGAUAUAAUAAUUUUUUAAUCUUUAUUGCAAAAUACUGUAUAGAAUGAAAUUUAACAACAAAAAAGCAUGAGGAAAAAAGUAAAAUGCUACAUCUAACAAAGGCAAUUUCCUAUAAAGCUUUAAAGCGUGACAUUAAUAUUCAUCAUUUUAAAUAAAAAAGCAGUUUUAUCAAGAUUUUUUAACAUUUUCUUCACUAUGGGAUUUUUUUUCAAGGUUAUAAUUGUUUCAGGUUGAGGUUAAGUAAUUGAGAACAUUCUUCACUUGAUUUUGGCAGUUUUCAUAAUCAGUUGGACCCGGAAAUACAUUGCAACUUAAAAGCUCUAUAUUCAUAUAUAAUCAUAGUUAUUAUGCAAAGAAGUUGUUAUAUAACUUCUUUUUAAAAAGUGAAGGGCUGUCUUGACUUCAUCAAGUGCUUUAAGCUUCUCAUUCAUGUCGAGUCCAUUCUGGAUUUUCCUGCAGUUCUUUCAUACUGAUAUCCAUUUCAUCUUCAGUAAGAUCUAAAUAUAGUUAAAUAGGAAUGAAGUAUGAAUUACAUUCAAUUCUUGGUAUGAAAAAAUAAGAUUUUUUAAGGGAAAUAUUCAUUUCUAAUUUACCAGUUUCUUCUUUAAGGUGCAUUUUCUUCAGCAGAGAUUGGAUGCUUGUGACAGUAUCUUUGGCUGGAACCUUUACAAUUCCCUUGUUGACUUCACAGAAGUGUAAAAACCUAAAGUAAAAUAAUAAUUGGAUGAAAAGGAAAUAAAUUUUUGGGACUCUAAA